UGCACUCUUGUCUCUUCCCUCCUGUCCUUUCCUGAUCUCUCUCUCCCUCUCUCGCCUUCCAGCUUUCGGCAGCAAGCGCACGCAGAGAUGGCGACCCCCCUCUCUCUCUCCUCUCCCAACGCGCUCUCUCUCCUCCGCCACGUCAGCAAGAACCCGCCACCUCCCUCCCCGAAACCUCCGCUCGGCGGCGUCCGCAACCGCUCGUCGCUUCUCCCUGGCCGCGCGAGCUCCUUCGCUUACUACAACCCUCUCAGACUUUCGAUCGAGUGCGAGAGGAUGGCUCUGACGAAGAGGAAGAUGAAGAGGAGCGGAGGCGUUGGCGCCGUUUGCUCCGCCGCGCCUCUCACCGUCCGUAAUCUCCAGUGGAUCUCCGCCGUCUCUUCCGCGGUUCUGAUGCUUGCAAAGGGGACUCCUGUUCAGAAGUCCUUUCUUGUUCCAUUGUUUGCUCUACAAGCACCAUCCAGUAUCAUUUCAUGGAUGAAGGGUGAAUAUGGCAUUUGGGCUGCCUUCCUGGCUCUUCUAGUUCGUCUUUUCUUUUACAUUCCAGGUGAACUCGAGUUGCCAUUUAUGGCAUUGGUACUGGUGAUUGUGGCCCCUAAUCAAGUAAUGAACUUGAGGGGAACGCAAGAAGGUGCUAUAAUCGCAGUGUUAAUAGCAGUUUAUCUGGGCUUUCAGCACUUCUCCCGUACCAGCUUGCAAAAGUCAUUCGAGCAAGGUUCAAUUGUCGCCACCGUAGCCAUCAUUUGUAUCGCGGUCGCCUCACUUUUGUUUUUUAUCUGAAUAUCAUGGAAAAGGUUACAGACAGAUAUGUCAUGUGUUGUGCCGUGUAGAUCGUAGAAUAAUCAUCGGUCUAGCUGCUGGGAGCUGUUCGACACUAUCAGGGACAGUAUAGUUGUCUAAGAUAGGUUGAGUAGUAUACAGAAGUAGAUUUUUUUUUCUUUGAAUGUAAUUGACAAGUUAUGAUGUUUCCCAGAGACUUCGGGCUUACUUGUAUCAGGAAUAAAUGCCUUUUCCUCAUAUGGAUUAUAGAAUUCAUCUCUUUUCUUGCAUUUCUGGGCAAUUUUCAUUCUGAGGCUGAGGUGAGAUUGGAAGGUGAGGAUGGAGCUGGUUUACGUUAAGG
Syzygium oleosum is the source of this 1120-nucleotide messenger RNA. Its product is annotated as cold-regulated 413 inner membrane protein 1, chloroplastic-like. NCBI's taxonomy places the organism in Eukaryota, Viridiplantae, Streptophyta, Magnoliopsida, Myrtales, Myrtaceae. The coding region runs from base 88 to 780 and encodes 230 amino acids. The record is from RefSeq and is a predicted model, not a curated record. Gene Ontology annotation, cellular component: membrane. The transcript is spliced from 6 exons.